AUGUCGACCACUAUGGAUGAGCAGCCAGGCGACGAUGGCUUUGCCGGCAGCAGACGGCAAGGCCCAUGGCUUCUUGCUUCGAACCGCAAGCUGAGACACCUUCAAGGCAUUGCCGUCCGCAAUCUCGUGGUUUCUGGUCCUCAAUCGAAUAGGAUACGUGGGAUGACAAUAGACGAUCAGAGUGUUCCCUAUACUCUACAAUCUCCAACUAGAACCCUUGUGGUGCGAGAAAACCGGACCGUCCAUCACUCGCGAUCUACUACCGACCUAAAGCUACCUCGGUCUCCUCCCAGCUUAAACCCUACAGCCAGUGAUACUAGAAAUGAUAGCAAAGAAGAGCUUUAUAUGCGGCGGAGGAGAAGUACGCUACCAUGGGCCGGGGCGAGCCCAGGAAUACGACAAUCUCGGCUGGAACAGAUUGCCAGCAGCAAGAUGGCAGACACUUGGUUCUCACUGCACUGUGAAGGCAUUCCGGAGCCUGUUUAUAUCAGUGAGCUCGUGGAGAACGCCAUGAAUCCUAGCUUUAGACAUUUUGAUCUAAAUACAUGUGGCCCCGUGGUCUCACGGUUGGACAAAGCCACCGUCAAGCUCUGGGCUUGUACGAGUCAACUUCCAGAGUACUUCUUGCUCUUGGAGCUUCGAGUGAAUUUCAAGUCGCUGCAGUACAUCGGAAAACAUCUGGAAAAUUUUCGGCAUCCAUUCCCUCCGAACUGCGUCAUCUUUCAUUUUUCUGAUGGCAUAUACGCAAGUCUGACGGAUGCUCCCCCGCUUGACCGGUCUCCGUCAACCCAGCCACAAACGAGUGAGACACCGAGAGACGAACGGCAGCAGACGUCAUCAUACGACGCUCUUAUGAAGUUGGCAAACUUUGAUGACUGUAUCCAGGAUGCUUUGGUCACUAGAGAAAGCCUGGAGCAUCAGAUAAACUCCAUUCUAGAAGGAAAUCAGACGCAGCUCGACGUUUCAAGCCGGAGUUCUGAGGCUCAAGAAAGACUCGCAGCCGUCAAACGUGCUGUUACCGGAGAGAAAAGCCGUCUUCGACAAUCCCUUGGCCAAAAGGACAGUAUGAUCAAGAGCUUAGAGACACGAAGACAAGCUAUGGUAGAAGGUCGUCUCAGCCAAGACAAUAGCUUAACCUACCUUGCUGAUGCUCGAGAGGCAAAAGAAUCCAGCCAAACCCUUUUGAAGAAAACAGCUGAAGAGUCGAUGGGGCAAAUCCGUCGUAUAUGCGAGGACCUGCUUGCCACAUAUCCUAUAGAACCAAUUCAUAAUAUACCUCUUGGGUUCACUAUCAGGGGCCUUGCUCUCCCGAAUUCCUGCUUUGACGACAUUGACAAGGAAGCGGUUGCGGGGGCGUUGGGAUAUACAUCACACGUGGUAUACCUCCUCUCGUUUUAUCUUUCAGUGCCCCUUCCUUACCCCGUCCGGCCAUAUCUCUCGACCUCGACCAUCCAGGACCCCAUAUCAGUUGGCCUUGCUCAACGGACGUUUCCGCUAUAUCCGGCAAACACCCAAUAUAGAUUCGAGUAUGCUGUGUUCCUGCUUAACAAAAACAUAGAAUACCUGAUGAAUCGGCUCGGUCUAAGGGUCCUUGAUAUCCGUCAUACGCUCCCCAAUCUCAAGUAUCUACUGUAUAUGCUGACAGCAGGGACAAACGAGCUCCCGGCAAGAAAGGCAGGCGGUAUUCGCGGCCUGCUCGUUGGACGAUUAACACCCAGCUUGUCUCGUCAAGUAAGCCGUGAUAGCCUGGCAAGCAUCGAUACGACGAUGACCAUUCGCCAGAAAAAAUUCCUCCCUUCGCCAGCUAAUAAUUACCUUUCCUCUCAUUCUCACAAUUCUCACCCUCCAUCACACUCAGCGAUAUCAACUUCCAAAUACAACUUCAUCUCCGCCUCUGCUGCCCAGCCAAGCAUCGGCCACAUGCAGAAAGACCUGGGGCCAGUACAUAACGACCAGGUUGGUGCAUCGAUGCCCGUCGCCACACCCGUCACCUCCAGCAAUGAACGAGAAUAG
Nannizzia gypsea CBS 118893 is the source of this 2013-nucleotide messenger RNA. Its product is annotated as UV radiation resistance-associated protein. Gene Ontology annotation, molecular function: SNARE binding. Gene Ontology annotation, cellular component: lytic vacuole; endosome. Lineage: Eukaryota; Fungi; Ascomycota; Eurotiomycetes; Onygenales; Arthrodermataceae. The coding region runs from base 1 to 2013 and encodes 670 amino acids. The record is from RefSeq and is a predicted model, not a curated record. Gene Ontology annotation, biological process: SNARE complex assembly. The transcript has 2 exons.